Messenger RNA from Canis lupus familiaris (dog), 3074 nucleotides. It is a transcript of the gene SRSF10, whose product is annotated as serine and arginine rich splicing factor 10. Lineage: Eukaryota; Metazoa; Chordata; Mammalia; Carnivora; Canidae. The coding region runs from base 141 to 794 and encodes 217 amino acids. The transcript has 7 exons. Gene Ontology annotation, molecular function: RNA binding. The record is from RefSeq and is a predicted model, not a curated record.
GUGGAGGCGGGAGUGAAGUCUCGCGAGAAGAGGCGGUUUCGUAGCGGAGCCCUCGGGCUGAGUGUCUGAGGAUCUACCGCCGGAUCCGCGGACGGUUUCCUGAGCCCGUUAGUGCCCCUGCCGAGACUCACGUCGCCGUCAUGUCCCGCUACCUGCGCCCCCCCAACACCUCUCUGUUCGUAAGGAACGUGGCCGACGACACCAGGUCUGAAGAUUUACGACGAGAAUUUGGUCGUUAUGGUCCUAUAGUUGAUGUGUAUGUUCCACUUGAUUUCUACACACGCCGUCCAAGAGGAUUUGCUUAUGUUCAAUUUGAGGAUGUCCGUGAUGCUGAAGAUGCUUUACAUAAUUUGGACAGAAAAUGGAUUUGUGGACGCCAAAUUGAAAUACAGUUCGCACAGGGGGAUCGAAAGACUCCAAAUCAAAUGAAAGCCAAGGAAGGGAGGAAUGUGUACAGUUCUUCACGCUAUGAUGAUUAUGACAGAUACAGACGUUCUAGAAGCCGAAGUUAUGAAAGAAGAAGAUCAAGAAGCCGGUCCUUUGACUACAACUAUAGAAGAUCUUAUAGUCCUAGAAACAGUAGACCGGCUGGAAGACCACGGCGUAGCAGAAGCCAUUCCGACAAUGAUAGAUUCAAACACCGAAAUCGAUCUUUUUCAAGAUCUAAAUCCAAUUCAAGAUCACGGUCCAAGUCCCAGCCCAAGAAAGAAAUGAAGGCUAAAUCACGUUCUAGACCAAACUGCAGCUGGAAUACCCAGUACAGUUCUGCUUACUACACUUCAAGAAAGAUCUGAGAAAGCGGAAAAAGAACCAAAGAAGGGCAGUUCAAGCGACCAAAGGGUGGGUGGAAGGUGCUGCAGUAUGAAUACUGUACGAAUAUUUUGACUCUGGUCUGAAAAGAUAAAAGAAUGUUAUCGAAACUACAUGGAAUAAUUGAAGUCCCUUCAAGUUUGAAAGUAAGCAUUUUAGGACAAAUAAAAGGAAAUUCAACUUUGUACUUGUGGAAACUAAUCCCUAAAUCUGAAUAGGUUUAUAUUGAUUCAUGGGUAACAGGUCCAUAAUAAAUGAUUGGAAACUAGGAUGUCUGACUAUCAAGGAAGACAGCCAUAGUCUCUCACAGUGCCUCUGUUGGUCUGUCUCAAACUGAAUUGGGUGAGAAAAGGUAUGGUCCAAUAUAAACUUUUUCUUGGUUAUCUCUUAAAGUCAGUUCCAUGUUCGCUAUUGGCAAAUCUUGCCUUUGUUUAUUCCAGUGCCAGUGUUUUUCUGCUUAAUGGUUUGCUUUGUUGGCAUCUAAGUUUAUUGACUUGUAUGCCAUGUGCAGUUUACAUCUUCCUUACACUCUUUCCCAGGUAAAUUCCAAUUCUGAUACUUGACAUCUAGCUAAGAGGGUCCAUCUCUUCUCACCUCUAUCCUAAGUCAGUAUAUUCAGCAAACAUUUAUUUACAGAGCCCUUACUGUGGGCAAAAAUUGUUCUGGGUAAUUGGGGAGAAAAAUAGAAAAUUCACUUAUUUAAUAAAUGUCUACUGAGCACAAUCUAGUGAAUCAUUACAGUACAGCCUCAUUGUUUUGAGGUGUAUUAUUCGUAAUUAUUUUACACCAUUCAUAUCUUAACGUAAUUAUAAGACCCAGAAUACUAUCAAAGAUAAUUUUGUGGUUAUCUGACAUUUAAAAGUAUCCAGUAUUUCUGUUUGCAUCCCAUUAAUACAAAUAAUGAAAAAAUGUUUUAAUCUGUAAUAAACUGAUUUAUUGUGCAGUGACUGUAAUAUACUAGAGUUAUAUUAAAUUGUUAACUCUGCCUCCUCAAACACAUAUUAGGCGAUAAUCCCAAAAAUAAGUAUUUAACUGCAUUAGAUAUAAAGGAGACUCUGGGUGCUAUAAUUAGAUUAUUUUGAGGCAGACAGAGAGCUGUUAUCCCAACUGAUUUAGUAUGGUUCUGUAAUUGAGAAAAUGUUCACCAGAUUAUACUUUUUAGUGAUUUACAUGUACAUUUUAUAGGGGACAUGUUCUGUGUAUAGUGAAUAAAUAACUUUUAUAGUAUCACAAAAAUGUUUUGGAUUCCUUAGUUCCUUAUUAGGAUAUGAAGUUUGUUAUACAUGAUUCUUCAUCACUCACAUUUGAGUUUUGUCAUAUUUCUGCCACAUUUUAGCUGCUUUCCGUGGGAAGUUACUCAUCUAAAAAUAUGGAAGUGUUUGAGCCUUUAUAAAAAAUUUUGAAAAUAUUGCACAUAACUACAGAAGAUAUGAAAUGGAAGUAUUUUUACCCGUUUGAUGAAAAAAUUUUUUGCAAACUUGCCUAAUAUCACAGCGAGUAAGUGGCAAAUUCUAGGUUGGAGUUAAUGGUUUUUUCAUGUGGUUCCUCUACUGCUGUUUUGUGCCUUUUUUUUUUUUAAUGGGAAAUUUUUUAUAACAUAAAAAAUAAUAUAAUGGAAUCUACAGUUCAUGUAGAAGGAAGAUUUAAUAGAUUUAUGGAAAAAUAUAUCAAAAGUUACUUUGUAAUCUUCCUGAAUGAAAAAAAGGUUCAAUAUAACCUGAGAUCUCACAACUAAUUGUGACAGCCUGUCUCCAUUCUGGCUUUCCAAAUUUCAGUCUCCUUCUAUUGCUUUUUUGACCAUACUGUUGUUUACAAACUCCUGAGAUACUUUGAAAAGGGGAAGCUAUGACCUAAGACAGCACAAAGAUAGUUGAGGAAUACUCUAAAUGGUAUUUCUACCAGGAAGUUAGAGCCGUUCUAAUUGAGAAAUGAAGAAAGCUGCCUAUUUGUUUUCAUUCAGCUAUUGACAUCUUUAAGACAUAGUUGCUAUGGAAAAGUUUCCUUCUCUUGGGUUUUUUCCCUCUGCCCCCCUCCUCCAACAGUGUUGGUUAUGUUUAUUGCAUUGUGUUUCUAUGUAUUUUCUAACAGUUGUUUCGCCCUAUUAAAGUUGGGAUUCUUUAUUUGGAAUAAAAAGGCAUGUAAAUUCCUUUUAUUGAUAAUUGACAGAGUAGCUUGUAAAGAAGUAAAAGGCCUUUGUGUGUAGUUUUUUGUAGAUCCCGUCUCUGAACACUAGAGUGAAAUAAACUGGUCUAGGAACUAAAAAA